UUCCUCAUGUUUCCUGGAGGGUCUGGCUCACAGGAACCGUUUUCUCACCGCAGGAACCAAUCGAGCUUAUCAGUCUCAGACUCGCAGCCAAACGUUGGGCUUUUAUCCCCACUCAUCAACUCAGAGGGAACUGCAGCCUUUACACAAGGCGUGGCUCCUGGAUCAGGCUCUCACUGGCCUAUUCAGACAUCUGCCUCUCCUGUGCGAGGUAGUUUGCAAUCAACACAAGACUUUGCACUGUCUAUUCCUCCGCAUAUUCCAUCCUCAACUCUGAAUACCAGCGCGAACCAAUCUCACGCUUUGCUGAACUCGAACUACCCACUCGUAGGGUCGACAGCACAGCCAUCUGUCGAGGACAUUACGCCCAUCAAACAAGAAAUUGGGUCUGAAGAUCCACGCGGCCUUGGCAUCUCACCAUACCCCAUGUCAGUAGUAUCAAACACGUACUUUGCUGGUCCAAUGCAGCACAAUCCUCACCGUAUGAAGCUUAUCCAACCGUGGUUCAAAAAGCGUUUACUGACCCUUUCAGAAUAUGCCUGGGCAAACCGACCCUAUCAGCCUUUGCAGCCACCAGCAGGGCACAUGAGCCCGCCAUUUCCAUCUUCACAUCCAACCUAUCCUCCACCUGGUUAUCCAAUGGGAUAUCCAAGCCACUCAAGUGGAUCACAGCACGGAUACCAACAGCAAGAACCCCAAUUACCGGCCUCUUAUCUCGCAACACCUGGCAACGCCUCCCGCCACAGCCAACCUCGAAGUCCGCCCCUCCCACGUUCUUAUCAUCCUCACCCUGUUUCCGGUACUCCUCCUCUGCCCGAACAGCCUCUUAUGACCUCACCUCCUUCUUAUAUGAUGAACCAACCCGCUUAUUAUUUCCCCGAAACGUCAGCUAUUCCAUCGCAAUCGCAUCCUACCUCUCUCAGCUCUCAACCACCGUCAAUGAUCGCACACGAUCCGACAUACUCUUCACCAGAAUCAGCCGCUGCCACAGACCCUGAUCGCCCGAUGCGAGUGGUCAGUUCACGCCCAAGACCGCAAUGCUGGGAUCACGGAUGCAAUGGCCGUGAGUUUUCGACAUUCAGCAAUCUCCUCCGACAUCAGCGCGAAAAGUCGGGGGUAGUGGCUAAAGCCGAAUGCCCGGUAUGCGGCGCAGUAUUUACACGUACGACAGCACGCAAUAUUCACGUUGCUCAGGGCAAGUGCAAAAGCCCAGGCCGAGAAUCAUCUGCCGAAUAG
Messenger RNA from Penicillium paradoxum, 1233 nucleotides. RefSeq lists its product as uncharacterized. NCBI's taxonomy places the organism in Eukaryota, Fungi, Ascomycota, Eurotiomycetes, Eurotiales, Aspergillaceae. The annotation marks the transcript as partial. The transcript is spliced from 5 exons. The record is from RefSeq and is a predicted model, not a curated record.